AUGGAGACUUGUCUUGGGCUUCUCUUGGUGCUUAUAACUUUGGCUAUCAUUCAUAUUGUUCAAUCUCAAGACCAACAAGGUUUCAUCAGUUUGGAUUGCGGGCUACCGACGACUGAACCGUCUCCUUAUAAAGAGACUGAUACUGGACUGUGGUUCUCUUCGGACGCAACGUUCACACGGAGCGGAAAAACCGGUAGAAUCAAAGAAAAUCUUGAGGGAAACUCGAAGCCAUACAAGACGCUGAGAUAUUUUCCGGAUGGGUUACGAAACUGUUACAAUCUGAGCGUGGACAAGGGACGUAGAUAUUUGGUCAGAGCUACUUUUGUGUAUAGAAAUUACGAUGGUCUUAACAAUGGCCCUGUCUUUGAUCUUUAUCUUGGACCUAACCCAUGGGCGGAGAUAGAUUUACGACAAGUGAAUGAUACAGGGGAGGAGAUCUUACACAUCCCAACAUCAGACUCUUUGCAGAUUUGUCUUGUCAAGAAUGGGACGACUACACCGGUAAUAUCAACUUUAGAAUUACGGCCAAUGGAAAAGGAUGCAUACAUCACUAAGUCUGGUUCCUUGAAGCUUUUCUUCCGUAGAUAUUAUAGCAACUCAGGAUCUAAUAUACGGUACAUGAGAGAUGUCUAUGAUCGCACAUGGGUUCCAUUUUUCAUGAAGGAAUGGAAACAGAUUUCCACCACUCUCCAAGUGGACAUUUCCAAUACUUAUGUUCCAUCGCAAGAUGCAAUAAAAAAUGCUGCCACGCCUGCUGAUACAAGUGCGCCAUUGACGAUCAAAUGGAGUUCAAAAAACUCUGAUCACCAAUAUUACUUGUACGCACACUUUGCUGAGAUCCAAGACUUGCAAGCAAAUGAAACCAGGGAGUUCAACUUGUCACUGAAUGGAGUUCAGUUUUAUGUCCCUUUCGUACCGAGAAAGCUAGCUGUAUUUACUGUUUUAAGCCGGUCACCGAGAACUUGCAAUGGAGGGGAAUGCAAUUUCCAGCUGAUUAGAACCAACAGAUCAACUCUUCCACCUCUACUUAAUGCCUUGGAAGUCUACACAGCUAUUCAGUUUCUGCAGUCCCAAACUGAUGAAAGCGACGUGGAUGCUGUAAAAAACAUCACAGCCACCUAUGCAUUGAGUAGAAUCAACUGGCAAGGAGAUCCAUGUGUGCCUCAACAGCUUAGGUGGGACGGUUUAAACUGUCGAAACACGGAUAUGUCUACGCCACCAAGAAUCACUACUUUAAACUUGACUUCAAGUGGUUUAACUGGAACCAUAGCAGCUGCCAUUCAAAGUCUUACGCAACUAGAAACAUUGGACUUGUCGAAUAAUAACUUGACUGGAGAAGUGCCGGAGUUUCUAAGCAACAUGGAAUCGUUGUCGGUCAUGUAA
Microthlaspi erraticum is the source of this 1383-nucleotide messenger RNA. NCBI's taxonomy places the organism in Eukaryota, Viridiplantae, Streptophyta, Magnoliopsida, Brassicales, Brassicaceae. The record is from the annotation of a GenBank genome assembly.